CAGCCCCUGGCGCCGCCAGGAGCGUGCGUGGGCGGAGACAACAGAUCGAAAAUAUUUGAGCACGCUUCCGAACCGACGUCCUCGCCGACGUCGCCUCGAACGUGCCCCUCACGAGACCGACCCGACCGGCCGCCACCGCGCCCGCGCUCUCGUCCCAAAAUCCUCAACCUAUAUAGUUCCCGCCCCACCACCGCCUAGCCGCCUGACCCCAUUCCCCGAGUCCUGAUACACGGCAGCAGGCCCGGAGCGGAGCAGAUAUAGCCCUGCUUGCUUGAGCCGCAGCAGAUCGGCCGGGGGCUCGGCGGUAAGGCAAGCGCGAUGGACUUCUCAUCCGGCGACGUGAAGGCGGCGAUCAUGCGGCCCGCGGCUGCUGCUGCUGCCGCCGCCGCCGAAUCCGGCACGUCGACGCUGCUGCGGGGGUGGCAGGAGUUCCGGCGGAGCGGCGCGCCGGCGAGGUUCCUCUGUUUCGAGGACGGCAAGUGGGUCGACGUCACCGGGGAGGCGGUGCCACGGCUGCGGCGGGCGUUCCAGGAGAGGAGGGCGAUGGCCGACGCCUCGUGCGGGGGAAAGGCGUACCUGUUCGACUUCCUGCGGAUGGUCAGGAUCGACGAGGCCACCGGCGACGAGACCGGGCUGGCGUGGAUCGACCACCGCGGGGGCUGCUUCUUCCCGGCGCCCGCCGCCGACUGCGGCGGAGGAGAGAGGAACAAGCGCAAGAGGGACGACGGCGCGCCGGCGGCGGCGGACGAGGCCGAGUCGUCCUCGGGCGUGGACGAGCGCUCGGGGGAGAGCUACCCCGGGCCCGGGGUCGGGGUGGACGCCAAGAGGAGGAAGGCAUGGGCGGGGAACGCUGCGGCGAGGCUCGAGGAGAACGACAAGUACUACCACGUCGUCAGCAAGCUGUUCCUCAGCUACGGGAUGGCGCAACGCGGUGCGGCGAUCACGGCGGUGCGCAAGAUCGCGAACGGCGCGAGGACCGCGGCGUUCCAGGAGCAGGCGCAGCUCCUCGCCAACGCGCGCGGCGCCGCCGCCGGAACCGCCAAGUUCGCAUGGUACGGCGCGUCCGCGGACGACGUGGCCGCCGUGGUGGACCAAGGUUUCGUGACGAACAACGCGACAAGGCUCGGCGCGCGCAAGCACGGCGACGGCAUGCACCUUUCCCCGCCGCAGUGCCCCUACACGAGUGCCAUGCUGGCCAAGGCAGACGGGAGCGGCGAGGCGCACAUCGUGCUGUGCCGCGUGCUGAUGGGCCGGCCGGAGGCUGUCCCGGCAGGGUCUUCACAGUCCUGCCCCAGCAGCCACAACUACGACAGCGCCGUGGACAGGCUGGAGAAUCCACAGUGGUACGUUGUGUGGAACAAGGAUAUGAACACCAGGAUCCUCCCCGAGUACGUGGUCAGCUUCAAGUGCUCCAAGCUGCAGCAGAUGCAAGAAUCAUCAGAAGCGACCUCAAAGCUGAAGAAGCGGUCACCAGUGGUUCGCGACAUGUUCCCUAGGCUUCUUGCAGAGAUCCAGAAGAUCGUGCCAGACAAGUGCGAUCUGCUGCAGGAGACAUACAGCAGCUUCAAGAUGGGACAGAUUAAGAAAGACCAGUUCAUCCGGUUCCUCCGCAGUUACGUCGGCGACAAAGUGCUGACUACCGUGGCCAAGAAACUCCGAGGAUGCUAAAUUUCUAGUGCGCGGCGCAACAUUAUUAUCUCCUUGAUUUUGCCGUCUUGGUGGUGGUAUACGCGGUGGCUCUGACUCCAGCGACUCGAGCAGUGUACGUGCUAGCUGUCUGUAGUAGUACCAAAUAGAGAUGGGGAGGUUUACUUUUGUUUCUGUUGAUUUAAGUUUCUGUCAAGGGCGUAUAGAGGGUUUGCAGCGAUGUUCUUCCAUUAACCAACACAAAGGAUAGAUGCAGUUUCUGUUCCUGAGACGAUUAAAUUCUUCUUUUAGUGUCCUGCAACCUGUCAUAAUCUGUACAGACUGAAAAGAUUUAUGCAUAAAUAGAACCAUUGUUGAGCCGGCCAGAUGUUCCGAA
Messenger RNA from Sorghum bicolor (sorghum), 2023 nucleotides. RefSeq names its product probable inactive poly [ADP-ribose] polymerase SRO1. The transcript has 4 exons. The record is from RefSeq and is a predicted model, not a curated record. Gene Ontology annotation, molecular function: NAD+ poly-ADP-ribosyltransferase activity. NCBI's taxonomy places the organism in Eukaryota, Viridiplantae, Streptophyta, Magnoliopsida, Poales, Poaceae. Bases 319 to 1668 code for a protein of 449 amino acids.